CCUGGAUUGCCUCUCGGAGCUGGGGGCAGAGCACACCCCUGCACAGGCCUGUGACCUUCGCCUGUCUGAUCCCUGGUUAAUUUUUGCCUGGUGCAGCAGCUGUGAGGCUCCGCCCCCCUCCAGGAUAUAAGCCUGGUUCCCGGCUACUUCGUCCUCUGCUGCGCCGAGCUGCCCCAGCUCCCUGCCCACCCGCACCAUGGCCAAGGGCUUCUACAUCUCCAAGUCCCUGGGCAUCCUGGGCGUGCUCCUGGGCGUGGCAGCCAUCUGCACCAUCGUCGCUCUGUCUGUGGUGUAUGCCCAGGAGAAGAACCGGAACGCCGAGAACUCUGCCACGGUCCCGCCGCCUGCCACCUCCACCUCCCCAGCCACCACCGUGGACCAAACCAAGCCAUGGAACCAGUACCGCCUACCCAAGUCGCUGGUCCCUGACUCGUAUCAGGUGAAGCUGAGGCCCUAUUUCACCCCCAAUGAGCACGGCCAGUACAUCUUCCAGGGCAACAGCACCGUCCGCUUCACCUGCCAGGAGGCCACCGACCUCAUCAUCAUCCACAGCAAAAAGCUCAACUACACAACCCAGCAGGGGCACCACGUGGUCCUUCGGGGCUUGGGCGGCUCCCAGGCCCCUGCCAUUGAUAGGACCGAGCUGGUAGAGCGCACCGAGUACCUGGUGGUGCACCUGCGGGGCUCCCUGUCGGUCGGCAGCCAGUACGAGAUGGACAGUGAGUUCCAGGGGGAGCUGGCCGGCGACCUGGCGGGCUUCUACCGCAGCGAGUACACGGAGAACAAUGUGCUGAAAGUGGUGGCCACAACGCAGAUGCAGCCUACGGAUGCCCGGAAGUCCUUCCCCUGUUUUGAUGAGCCAGCCAUGAAGGCCACGUUCAACAUCACACUCAUCUACCCGAAAAACCUCAAUGCCCUGUCUAACAUGCUUCCCAAAGGCUCCAGUAUCCCACUUUCGGAAGACCCCAACUGGAUCAUCACUGAGUUCAACACCACACCCAAGAUGUCCACCUACCUGCUGGCCUACAUCAUCAGCGAGUUCGACAACGUGGAAUCACUGUCGCCUGGUAAUGUCAAGAUCCGGAUCUGGGCCCGGCCCAGUGCCAUUGCUGAGGGCCACGGUGCUUAUGCCCUCAAUGUAACGGGCCCCAUUCUAAAUUUCUUUGCCGAACAUUAUGACACGCCCUACCCACUGGAGAAAUCUGACCAGAUCGGUCUGCCUGACUUCAAUGCUGGCGCCAUGGAGAACUGGGGGCUGGUGACCUACCGGGAGAACUCACUGCUUUUCGACCCAGAAUCUUCCUCCAUUGGCAACAAGGAGCGGGUGGUCACUGUGGUCGCUCAUGAGCUGGCCCACCAGUGGUUUGGGAACCUGGUCACAGUGGAGUGGUGGAAUGACCUGUGGCUGAAUGAGGGCUUUGCCUCCUACGUGGAGUACCUGGGUGCCGACUAUGCGGAGCCCACCUGGAAUCUGAAAGACCUCAUCGUGCUGAAUGAAGUGUACCGCGUGAUGGCCGUGGACGCGCUGGCCUCCUCCCACCCACUGUCCAGCCCUGCCGGGGAGAUCAACACACCAGCCCAGAUCAGCGAGGUCUUCGACACCAUCUCCUACAGCAAGGGUGCCUCAGUCCUCAGGAUGCUCUCCAGCUUCCUGACGGAGGACCUCUUCAAGAAGGGCCUGGCGUCCUACCUCCAUGCCUUUGAGUACCAGAACACCGUCUACCUGGACCUGUGGGAUCACCUGCAGAAGGCCGUGAACAACCAGUCAGCAGUCAGCCUUCCGGCCAGCGUGCGUACCAUCAUGGACCGCUGGAUCCUGCAGAUGGGCUAUCCAGUCAUCACCGUGAACACCAACACUGGGGACAUCUCCCAGGAGCACUUCCUCCUUGACCCCAAAGCCAAUGUCACCCGCCCCUCAGAGUUCAACUACCUGUGGAUCGUGCCCAUCUCGUCCAUCAGAAGUGGCGCACAGCAGGAGAACUACUGGCUGAACAGCAGCCAGAAAGCCCAGGACCAGCGGUUCAGGGCAACAGGAGCAAAUGAGUGGAUUCUGCUGAACCUCAACGUGACCGGCUACUACGAGGUGAACUAUGAUGAGGACAACUGGAAGAAGAUCCAGGAUCAGCUGCAGGCGGACCCUUUGGUCAUCCCUGUCAUCAACCGGGCGCAGGUCAUCUACGAUGCCUUCAACCUGGCCAGUGCCCAUAGGGUCCCUGUCACACUGGCUCUGGACAACACCCUAUUCCUGAUUCAAGAGACGGAGUACAUGCCCUGGCAGGCAGCACUGAGCAGCCUCAACUACUUCCAGCUCAUGUUUGACCGCUCCGAGGUCUAUGGCCCCAUGAAGAGCUACCUGAAGAAGCAGGUCGAGCCGCUCUUUGAUCACUUCAAAAUCCUUACCAAGAACUGGACGGAGCGGCCCCUGACGCUGAUGGAGCAGUACAACGAGGUUAACGCCAUCAGCACCGCCUGCUCAAGUGGGCUCAAGGCGUGUAAGACACUGGUCACAGAGCUUUUCCACCAGUGGAUGGAUAACCCCCAGCAGAACCUGAUCCACCCCAACCUGCGCUCCACUGUCUACUGCAACGCCAUUGCCGAGGGCAGCGAGGUUGAGUGGGACUUUGCCUGGGAACAGUUUCGCAACGCCACCCUGGUCAACGAGGCUGACAAGCUUCGGUCGGGCCUGGCCUGCAGCAACCAGGUGUGGAUCCUGAACAGGUACCUGGGCUACACCCUGAACUCCACGCUCAUCCGGAGGCAGGAUGCCACCUCCACCAUCAUCAGCAUCACCAGCAACGUGGUGGGGCAGUCGCUGGUCUGGGACUUCGUGCGCAGCAACUGGAAGAGGCUGUUUGAGGACUUUGGUGGUGGCUCUUUCUCUUUCGCCAACCUCAUCCAAGGAGUGACCCGGCGGUUCUCCUCCGAGUUCGAGCUGCAGCAGUUGGAAGAGUUCAAGGAGAACAACAAGGACACAGGCUUUGGCUCGGGCACCCGGGCUCUGGAGCAGGCCCUGGAGAAGACACGCGCCAACAUCAAGUGGGUGAAGGAGAACAAGGAGCCCGUGCUCCAGUGGUUCAAGGCCAACAGCCAAUAGUUCCUGGUCCUCAGGGUCACCUGGCCCUGGAGGGAGGCCCAGGGCUCUUCUCAACAGUCAGUGUCCAACCCUCAAAGACAAAGUCUCCGCGGUCUGUGGGGUCACUAGGCCCUGUUCCUCAUGCCAACGCCACCCCAGGUCCGGCCUGGCACAUGUUGCCCAGGGUCCCAGGGCUGAUCUCAGGGAAGCCUCAGCUCCAGGGUCAGCUGGGCAGAAGCCCUCGAUGGACAAUGAACAGCCUGGGGGGGCUGCCCUGCUGCCCUCUCACCUCCCACAGAGACUCGAACCUGAGCAAUCAACAGGGUAACAGAUCUGUAUAUUUUUUUCUAAGAGAAAAUGUAAAUAAUAAAGGGUUUCUAGAUGA
This is a messenger RNA of Heterocephalus glaber (naked mole-rat), 3458 nucleotides long. It is a transcript of the gene Anpep, whose product is annotated as alanyl aminopeptidase, membrane. Gene Ontology annotation, cellular component: plasma membrane; cytoplasm. Gene Ontology annotation, biological process: peptide catabolic process; proteolysis. Gene Ontology annotation, molecular function: zinc ion binding; metalloaminopeptidase activity; peptide binding. NCBI's taxonomy places the organism in Eukaryota, Metazoa, Chordata, Mammalia, Rodentia, Bathyergidae. The record is from RefSeq and is a predicted model, not a curated record.